Mastomys coucha (southern multimammate mouse) is the source of this 1693-nucleotide messenger RNA. RefSeq names its product ADP ribosylation factor 4 (gene Arf4). NCBI's taxonomy places the organism in Eukaryota, Metazoa, Chordata, Mammalia, Rodentia, Muridae. Gene Ontology annotation, biological process: vesicle-mediated transport; intracellular protein transport. Gene Ontology annotation, molecular function: GTP binding; GTPase activity. The record is from RefSeq and is a predicted model, not a curated record. Bases 282 to 824 code for a protein of 180 amino acids. Gene Ontology annotation, cellular component: cytoplasm; plasma membrane. The transcript is spliced from 6 exons.
GAUUCUGUCCGCGUUGGAGCGGGCGGGCCGCCGCCUGAGUCUCCGCGGCCGCCGUGUGACGUGGCACAGCCGAACACUUAACGCUGCGCCGGAGCCACCGCAUCAGUCGCCGAGCAGGUCCUGGUCCCGCUACGUCGUGAGCCGCGGCUUCGCCGAGACUCCGGCCUGCGAGACGGGUCUUGAGCGUUUUCUCUUCCGCCCACUCGGUUGUGAGCCGGAACCGUGAAGGCCCGAGAACGCCCCAGACCCCUUCUUUCUGACCGUCAAGUGCCACCACCGCUAUGGGCCUCACCAUCUCCUCACUCUUCUCGCGCCUCUUCGGCAAGAAGCAGAUGCGCAUUUUGAUGGUUGGAUUGGAUGCUGCUGGCAAGACGACAAUUCUGUAUAAACUCAAAUUAGGGGAAAUAGUCACCACCAUUCCUACCAUUGGUUUUAAUGUGGAAACAGUAGAAUAUAAGAACAUUUGUUUCACAGUAUGGGAUGUUGGUGGUCAAGAUAAAAUUAGGCCUCUGUGGAGGCAUUACUUCCAGAAUACCCAGGGUCUCAUUUUUGUGGUAGAUAGCAAUGAUCGUGAAAGAAUCCAGGAAGGAGCAGCUGUGCUGCAGAAAAUGCUUCUGGAAGAUGAGCUGCAGGACGCAGUGUUGCUGCUUUUUGCAAACAAACAGGACUUGCCAAAUGCUAUGGCCAUCAGUGAGAUGACGGAUAAAUUAGGUCUUCAGUCUCUCCGGAACAGAACAUGGUAUGUCCAAGCCACUUGUGCUACACAAGGAACUGGUCUGUAUGAGGGACUGGAUUGGCUGUCAAACGAACUGUCAAAACGUUAAAUGAAACUGGAUAUCUAACCAAGGACAUGUUUGAUAGAAUUGGUCUAGGCUUGUUACAACAAAAUUAGUUUGCAUCUUGGUUAUUAAAGGAUAUCUGAGACAGGUUUGGGCAGAAAUUACAGCGUUGAAAACUUGUUUUGUUGCCAAUUAUUGUUUACCAAGAACAAUGUUGCUAUUUAGCAACAUGCUUGAGUUUAAGAGAAAUUUUCCUUGGAAAAGAAAAGUAUCCAUUAUUAUACUUUCCUUGAACCUAACUGCCUGAUAUAUACUAUUGUGACAUCUUUAAACAAAUUUGAAUGUUUUUUGAACCCACAAGGAUAAUGUUUUAAAGUUACUCCCUUGGUACUUUACAGAUACCUUUAUCAUUCCUUGGACAGUCUGCUGAUUUAAAAGUGUAGCAUUCCAUUUGUAUUUAUUUCUACCCCUUGGCAAAAAGAUUUUUCUAAUAAUGCUUGUACAGGCCAGGGACGUGCUCCAAAACACUAUUCAGUUUUCUUGUACUGAGGAUUCCCCCCACCACCCUCACAUUAUUGACUCCUGGCUUCUGUCAGCCAAACUUUGAUGUAAUUUGGAUUUGAUAGCAAUUUCUGUGCUGGUUGCAAAGAGUUCAUAUUGAGAUAACUUUUAAUACUCAGCAGAUUGUCUUACUUUAUAUUGUUAUCUUUUUUUAUGUUGCAUGUUGCUUUUGGAAUCAACCUGACUCUUUGCCCAGUAUAUGAUAGUUUUGCUGGUUUUUACUGUUUAUUGAUGAACAUAUCUUCCUUAAGAAUUUUUUGAAAACUCAUCAAAUUUAAUGAAUAAGUUUUCUUCAUAACCCAUUUGGAAUUAUUCCUAAUAAAAUGAUUUUAAAUAAACAUGAUUAUGUGUUC